AUGCAGCUACCCUCUUCCAUCCGAUGGUUCUUCGCGGAACUGCACCGCUGCGUGCAAUGCUUCUCCGCGACGAUGACGAAGCCCACGCUGCUGUACUUUGUCCAGAGUGGCAUCAUCCAGGGUUGCCCUGGCUCGGGCUUCCCGUUCGCGCUGUGCGCGGACCCAUUCGCGCAGGACUUCGAUCGCAGCGUCAGUCUCAGGGGCCGCGGGAUCAUCAGAGCCUGCGCCGACGACGUCGGGGCAGCUAUCGCUCGCAUCGAGGUGCUCAAAGUGCUGUUUCGGAUUUUCAUGGUCGCAGCGAGAGUCGCCUCCCUCAUUUUAAAGAUAAGCAAGUGCAAGCUCGCACCUCUCGCUGCCGAGUUCCCCCCUGCUCUCGCCGACCAGUGCCGCUCCUGGAUCCAGGCGCGCAUUCCUGAGUGGUGCUCGGUUGAGAUCGCGGGAAGUCUUGUGUACCUUGGCCUUCGUCUAGGACCAGAUGCCAUGCUUAAUAGUUGGGCCCCGCUCAUUCAGAAGUACAGAUAUCGGGCGGAGCAGGCGGGAGGCGGCCCUGCGGAGGCUGUCAUUCUGCCUCAUCAACGAGACCGCGCAGCCCCUGUACGUGCGCGCGUACAGGCGAGACGACUCGUAUUGCGUCGUCCCGGUGUGCGGCUUAGGUGGAGUAUCGGAGGGCGAGCUGCCGCCGGGCCACCUGCUGGAGCUGGACCCGCCGGACGACAGCGUGGAGGAGAGUUCCAGAUUUCGGUGUCCGAGCGCGGGGCGUACCUCACGACGGAGAGGCUGCGUGCCGCCGCCAGGCGCGGCAGCGUCUACAGCGUCCGCGCGCCGCCCGCGCUCGAAGGGGCGGCGGCGCGGCCCGAGGAGGGCGCGCUGGCGAUGUCGCGGGUGCCCAGGAGCGUGCUGCCCGCGUACUGCCCGGCGUGAGCGCCCCCGGCGCUCUGUCCCCCCUCCUCGGCGGCGAGCGAGGGGGGGAAGUGAGAAGGCUGCGGGGCUUCUCAGAAGCCCUCUGGCCUUCGGAGAAGCCUUCCAGCGUACUGCCCGGCGUGAGCAGCACUUGGCGCUCUCUCCCCCCCUGGAGUCUCUCCUCCCUCUGGCCCUCUUCCCUUCUUUCUGCCCUGCUCUGUUCCAGUUGUUGCGAAGCGGCCGCAGUAGACAAGCGUGCUUCUGAACAGCGGACCCCACUGCAGGGCUGGGCUCGCGUUUUUCCCGAAUUCGAAGUGCUGGCUUGGUUCGACUAAACGCGCUGGCUGGCAAACUGUGCAUAAGGAGCGCUCGACAUAUCAGUCCCUCGCUGUAGUGUUGUGCGUUGGGCGUAUGGAUCUGCCUGCGGCGUUUACACACCUGGAUGCUGGCGCUGUGGUGCUGCUAAGCGGCAUGCUCGCCUGGCUUGGCAGAGGCAGUGCCCCCUUCUGUCGUGUUGUGCGUCUGGCUCGCAGCUUGUUUGUGGAGUGGGCGGGCGCGCCAUGCAAGAUUUCAACGUCCUAUGUACAGGCGAGCGGUGCACAAGGUGAGCAGAGCACAUGGCGCUGCACCGAAAAUGUGCAGCAGCCCUCGCUUGUGCGACGCUGGGGUCCGGCGGCGAAGCGGCUCUGGAGCGGGCAGCAUGGAGCAUGGUCACUCCCAUGCAAGGAGCCCAAUUCCGACCGCCAGCCGGAGAAGAGGAGGCGUUCAAUUAGUUUCAGGCAAGCUCGCUUUCAUGGCACUUGCCCCCCUCCCCCCCCCUUCUCCGCCUUUUCAGACAGCUCUGGGCCG
Prorocentrum cordatum is the source of this 1749-nucleotide messenger RNA. NCBI's taxonomy places the organism in Eukaryota, Dinophyceae, Prorocentrales, Prorocentraceae. The record is from the annotation of a GenBank genome assembly.